AGCAGGAGCUUCUCUUGCUUUUCGUUUGGCUUAUAAAUGCUGAAGAGUCGAAGUCGGGAACUGGAGAUGGAUCGUCCACAUUCUGAAGAUGUAGUCCGUCAUCUAAAGCUGCCCGUCUCCACAGAGACAUUUGUGCCGGAGUUCCUUCACGUUUUCCUCCAGGAUUUGUCUCCCUCUGUCGUUCCUGUGGGACUGGCUGCCACGUUUGUUUCUCUUUUAUCAGCCAUCUUUGUUGCAUAUAAAUGGAGGCGAACCAAAAACGAUGAGACAGCCAACACCACAGGAGGCGGGGAGAGUGAGAAGAAUCAGCUGCAUGAAUCCAAGAGGGAAACCAAAGCUCUGAUCAAGAAGAAUCAGGAGUUGGAGAAGAAGCUGACUGAACUGAGGAACAAGUCCAAGCAGCAGGAGACUCAAAGCAAACUGAAGCAGAAAGAAGAGGAAAUGAGGAAGACCACAGAGAAACUGAUGGUAAUGACUGAGGAGUCCAACAAGCAGCAGCGUUUGCUGCAUGAAUCUAAGAAUGAAACCAAAACUCUGAUCAAGAAGAAUCAGGAGUUGGAGGAGAAGCUGACUGAACUGAGGAACGAGUCCAAGCAGCAGGAGACUGAAAGCAAACUGAAGCAGAAAGAAGAGGAACUGAGGAAGACCACCGAGAAACUGAUGGCAAUGACUGAGGAGUCCAACAAGCAGCAGCGUUUGCUGCAUGAAUCCAAGAAUGAAACGGAAACUCUGAUCAAGAAGAAUCAGGAGUUGGAGGAGAAGCUGACUGAACUGAGGAACGAGUCCAAGCAGCAGGCCUUCCAUCAGGAGACUGAAAGCAAACUGAAGCAGAAAGAAGAGGAACUGAGGAAGACCACAGAGAAACUGAUGGCAAUGAAUGAGGAGUCCAACAAACAGCAGCGUUUGCUGCAUGAAUCCAAGAGUGAAACCGAAACUCUGAUCAAGAAGAAUCAGGAGUUGGAGGAGAAGCUGACUGAACUGAGGAACGAGUCCAAGCAGCAGCCGUCUGGAGGAUCUCUGGCCAUUGAGGAGCUGAAGGAAACGCAGUUUAAAAUGGAGCGCAAGAUAUCAAAGAUCCGGGACCUCCAAAAGGAGCUGCAAUACGCCAAGCUUCAUUCUGAGUCUCUCCAAGACAAGAACCAGCAGCUGAAGACUCAGCUGGCUGAACUGAAAGAAAGAUACAAGCAGGAGAACAAAGAUCAACCGGGACCACCUGACCAGUAGAGGCAGGAGGAGGAGGAAUAGAAGAAAAUAAAGAAUGAGCUUUGUACAAUCCUAGCAGGAGCAGACCCAAAGACCCAUGGGAAGAACGAUUCGGUGCUGACGGAGAGGGAGCAGAUAAUAAAGGUUUCCUUAAACUACGUAUUGAAGAGUUUCUUUGGGGUGAAUUUAACUUUUCUAGACAACUCUGAGACUGACUUUUUAUUUACAGCUUGAAAAAAAAACACAAGUUCAAUCAAUUUGUUAUUCAAUGAAUUAGAGGCUGGUGUGAGUUUUCUUUGUGUGAAUUUUCAGUCUAACCUGGUCAUCUGAAACGAAAUGUAAAUAUUUUGACCCAAGUACAUCAUAUGGAAAACAA
Fundulus heteroclitus (mummichog) is the source of this 1579-nucleotide messenger RNA. Its product is annotated as myosin-11. Bases 37 to 1224 code for a protein of 395 amino acids. The transcript is spliced from 15 exons. The record is from RefSeq and is a predicted model, not a curated record. Lineage: Eukaryota; Metazoa; Chordata; Actinopteri; Cyprinodontiformes; Fundulidae.